CAAUCAUUACGCGAAGAUUCCAGAGGAGUUUGGUUCCCUCAAACCCACCACCCUCUUCUUGUUGAUGUUUCACGGCACCACAUACAUCUUACUUUCUCAUACUCUGAUGUCUACAUGUACACCUAAUUGCGGUUGUGCAGUUUGUGAAGGAACUGAGGAAGCGCAGCAAUGAUGAGAAGCCAAGCUCUCAAAAUCGCUCUUGGACGAACUUCGAGACCAGGAGGUCAAGUCGGCAUCUCCCAUUCGAUGCGUCGACAAUUGGCCACUGGCAGUGGCUCGACGUUGGGUUACGAACCAAACUAUUCCCACAUGCCCAAAUUUGAACCCAAAGACAACCAAUCCACUCCUGGUGUGGAUACUGCUCUGCAUGAAUCUUCUUCUUGGUCGACGGAUGCCUUGAAUACUGCCAUUCGCGACCACAGUGUCUUUACUUGGGGACCCUCCGAUGCCAUUCGAAAAUCCUGCGUGUUGGCCAAACGAGCCGAAGGCGUGUACAUUUACGAUCAAGACGACAAGCAAUAUCUUGAUUGGUGUGCCGGUGCCGUCUGCUCGAAUCUCGGCCAUUCGGUACCCGCGGAAAUUCAACACGCCAUUCAAAAACAGGUCCAAGAAUUGCCAUUUGUCUAUGGAGACUUUUACGUCUCGGAAAUACGAGCGAGACUCUGUCAUUUGCUCGCUCAAAUCAGUCCGGGCAGUAUUAAUGGAUUUCUCUUUGCGUCGUCGGGAUCCGAAGCCAAUGAAGCCGCCAUUCGGUUGGCCCGUCGGUAUACCGGUCGACACAAGAUUAUGAGUCGAUCUCGAUCGUACCAUGGUGGCACUUCCUCGGCAUUGGGUAUUACGGGAGAUCCCCGAACCUGGGCGGUCGAUGCCACUAUCUCUGGAUUUGUCAAGAUUAUCGAUCCUUUUCCAUUCACAUUUGAUUGGGGUAGCAACGAAGAGGAAAUGGUGGAACGGAGCCUGGGAGCCUUGCAUCAUCAAAUUCUGACCGAAGGACCCCAACAAAUUGCUGCCAUUGUCUUGGAAUCCAUUACCGGUGCCAAUGGGUGGAUGAUGACACCUCCUGCCUACAUGCAAGGCGUUCGAGCCCUCUGCGAUGAAUAUGGAAUCCUCUUGGUCUGCGAUGAGGUCAUGACUGGAUUUGGCCGUUCCGGACGCAUGUUUGGUUUUCAACAUUUUGACGGUGUCCUUCCGGACAUGUACACAUUUGCCAAGGGCACCACCGCCGCGUUCUUGCCACUGUCGGGUGUGGCCAUGCAAGAUCACGUCUUUGACUAUUUCCGAGAGAAUCCCACCGGCUACGGUUCCACGUACUCGGCACAUCCGGUCUGUUGCGCGGCCGCCUAUGCCACACUGCAACACAUCCUCCAAAUCGACUUGGUGGAACACGUUCGAUCGGUCGAACCCGUCAUGAAGGCUGGUCUGGAACGGUUGGUGGCCAAGCAUCCAUCCGUCAAGGCGGCCCGGACCACUGGAUUGGGAGGUGGAUUUGAUCUGGCCGGAAAGGAUGGCAACUUUUUGAUCUGGAUGCAUGAAACAAGUCCGGGUCUGGCACUCUUCAAACAGGCCAUGAUGGACAAUGGAUUGGUGACGCUGAUUCGAGGACAUCAUGUGCAUUGUACUCCGCCACUCAUUAUUACAGCGGAGGAGAUCGAAGAGGGCAUUGAAAAGCUGGACAAGAGUCUGGAUGUCCUGGAUGAGUGGAUUAUGGCCAACUGAGUGGAAGAUUUUUCAGUACCGUAUGUUUCCGUUUCUCUUCGAACAGCUACUAUGACGUCGAUCUCUUUUAAAAAGCUGAAGGAAGGAAUGAAGGAACGAACGAAAAUUGAUAGAGAGAAAAUCAAUCAUUGUUGUUAUCAUGCAUCCUAGAAUUACAGCCAAAACUGCCUGCAAAUAAUUGAGGCACGUGCCAGCCAAUGUGGAUAGACUUCCCAAAUGAAAGGAGCAAUCAACAUCAAGAAGGCUUCAUGUGUUGGCACAGUAACAUGUUCGACAGCUACUGGCUAGCUAGCCAGCCAACUCGCCAUAACCCCAGUUGCUCUAUGUAGUUAUUGUUACAACACUCUAUUGUUGUCUGUGCUGGUCGAGUUCGUUCCAGCACACUUGAUUGAUCCCACGAUUAGUAGACGAUUCCAAAAAGAUUGUUGCCAUUUCAUUCAUUCAUUCAUUCAUUCAUUCAUUCUAAUCUUCAAACAAGGUUUGAUAUUCG
Messenger RNA from Seminavis robusta, 2206 nucleotides. NCBI's taxonomy places the organism in Eukaryota, Bacillariophyta, Bacillariophyceae, Naviculales, Naviculaceae. The record is from the annotation of a GenBank genome assembly.